AUGAUUGUAAGCCAUAGAAAGCUCGGGCUGAGUGCAUGUAUUUGCUUUCCUCCCGCAUCUAAUCUGACCCCAACAAAGAAAGCCCAACAUAUGUCUCUAUCCGCUUUAAUCAACAGACGUAUUCAACUGUGGCAUUUCAUAGUUCCCAAUUAUCAGCUGAUAACAGUGUCCGUGUGAAGGGUUAUGAAGGACAGGUGUUAGACAAGAGGAUGGCGGCGAAGAGCACCGAUGGAGUCUCUGCAAAUGACUGGAGAUACAGGAUACCGGUCACUGAAUCAGUGCUGGGCGUUCCCUCAUCUCAACAAACCCAUGCACGCCGACGGGCCUGCUGCUCUCUCCGUAACCUCCCAUUUGGAGGUGAUGAUACCAGAUAGUGUACAGCAGAGUAUCCAAAUACAUCCACCGGCCGUCUGGCGUCACUCAGCAGCAGGGGGCAGCUCGCCACAUCCACAGACUGAACUGAACCAGGACGGCGCAGAGUUUCACUCGCUCCCUCAUCUGAUGGAUUAAAAGCCGGCCUGACAUGCGGCUGAACUCCGGCGCACCGAUAUUCCAACAUGGAUCUGGAGAGCUGGAAGACGCACAUAAUGUGCGUGUUUUUACCUCUGAAAGCACAGGAGGAUAUGCUGUCAGUGUGUUGAUACCGUACUACUGUCCGCCAUGUGGAGGCUGCCUACCGGACAACAGAAUCCAGAUAAAUUAGAUUAUUGGAUUGGCUGCACCAGAUUAUAGCUCUCCUGCCUCCUCGAUGCUUCAUGAGAAAACCACAUCAAUCUGAUCAUAUUACACGAAGAAAAGAAGAAGAAGAAAAAAAUAAAGGACACAGCAUCACCUCAUGUGAUCCCCAAACUGGCAGCCAUGCUGACCAGAUUUAUGGAGGGUUUUCUCUGCUGCCUGAGCUCAAAGUCAGCCAACGUUGUGGUUCCAGUAGAAACCUCAGAACCAGCUGAUGGCUACGAGUUUGUGGAGGUGAAACCAGGCCGCGUCCUGCGGGUUCGACAUAUCAUCCCUGACCGGCCGGUGCUGGAGGAGCCCACCGGGCAGGGUGGGAGUGUCAGCUGCAAACGAAAGAUCACAGUAUAUCGCAACGGGCAGCUAUUCAUUGAGAACUUGGGAGACAGGGCGAGCGCCGAACUGAAAAACUGCCAAAAUGGAGAUACCGAGCCCAACAGCACCGUGGAGGUUGAACUGACAGACUGUGGUAACUCCUCUCCGCCCGUCAGCAUCCCAGAGUCCAGGCGGGAGUCUGUCGCGGCUGGAAAAGAUGAGGCAGCUGAAGCAGGAGGAGUGGCACCGGCUGCCGGACAGGCUGACCAGUCGCAGCAGCCCAGGAAGCGCAGGCGGAGACCCAAGCGCACUGUGGUGAUCGACUGCGAGAGGAAGAUAAUGGCCUGUAAAGGGACUCAUCAAGACGUGGCUCUGUUCUUCAUCCAUGGAGUGGGAGGCUCAUUGGACAUCUGGGGAAGCCAGUUGGAUUUCUUCUCCAGGCUGGGCUAUGAGGUGAUUGCUGUGGACCUGGCGGGUCAUGGAGCCAGCUCAGCGCCACAAAUAGCUGCGGCGUACACUUUCUACGCUCUGGCUGAGGACAUGAGACUUAUCUUCAAGAGAUAUGCACGCAAGAGGAAUAUUCUCAUAGGACAUUCUUAUGGUGUGUCGUUCUGUACCUUCCUGGCCCACGAGUAUCCGGAACAGAUCCACAAGAUGGUGAUGAUCAACGGAGGUGGUCCCACCGCUCUGGAGCCGAGUCUCUGCUCCAUCUUCAACCUGCCCACCUGUGUGCUUCACUGCCUCUCCCCGCUGCUGGCGUGGAGCUUCCUCAAGGCUGGCUUUGCGCGGCAGGGUGCCAAGGAGAAGCAGCUGCUGAAAGACAACAAUGCCUUCAACGUGUCGUCCUUUGUGCUGCGCGCCAUGAUGAGUGGGCAGUACUGGCCCGAGGGGGACGAGGUCUACCACGCUGAACUCACAGUGCCCAUCCUGCUGGUUCACGGCAUGCACGACAAGUUUGUUCCGGUGGAAGAGGACCAGCGCAUGGCAGAGAUCCUCCUAAUGGGCUUCCUGAAGGUCCUGCAGGACGGUAGUCACAUGAUCAUGAUGGAGUGUCCUGAGGCUGUCAACACACUCCUGCAUGAGUUCUUCCUCUGGGAGCCGGCCGCACCUCCGCCACCAAAGAAGGAGAACAAAACGCGUCCAGAGACGGCCAAGGCCCAGUCUGACAGCAUCAAGGCUACAUCUGACCCCUCCCAGGUCCGACCUGCCACUGCUAGGCAAACCUCAUCAAACGGUGGCGCAGGGGAAAAGGCAAACAGCAAGGACAAGAAAUGACUGAAGAUUAAAGCUGCUGCUUCCAGUGGUUGUCACAGUCCGUCAUGGAUGACGUUGCACUUUAUGGGCCCUGGUAAUCUGCACUAGUUUCAGCUGUUGAACCUGAUGCUGAGCCAAAAGAACCAGUUUAUCUGAAAUGGUCCACUUACAGGCUGGACAAGAGAAAGUGCGACAUGAUACAGGGGAUUCAAAAAUGAUUCCAGGUUUGUCAGCUGCUGAGCUGAAAGACAGAGGAGCUGCUCCCUGUCCUCAUCAUAGAGCUGGGGAAGAUACAGCUGUGCCUUUAAGCGGAGGUUGAUGACGAUGCCAGGGCAGAAGGAACACUGACGGUAAGGACAAAGUGGAUAAUGGGAAGAUUCUUGAGCAGAAAAAGUGACAACUUGUGACUUUUGUGGACAAGUGUCACCUACUGUAUUGUAAGCUGCAUAUUAGAGAGGAUAACACUUGAUUGCCUGGUUGGACCUUUGACAUUCCUAGAAUGUGGAGAAGAAAAGUAAAAGAAAUGGUUUGCAUGAAACAUGCUCCUGGUUGUGUUACGCUGCCCCUCUUAAAACAGCAGCAGAGUCUAAACCUUAGAAAAACUAGCUACAUGGUACAUUUUCCAAACAUAUGAGGUAAGUAUUAAUGUCUCUGUGUAUAUAUCAGAUGUUUGUAGCUUGAUUUUAUUUUAUUUUUUUAAUUUCACACAUAAUGAUACAUUUCAAAUCUUGCCUCUUGUAGAGGUGAGAAGACAUUUUCUUGAUUUUAAAUGCACAUUUGAUAUUUUGGCCAUUUUCUUCGUUCUGCGGCACCUCCGAGAGGUGAUCCAAAUGAUUAUCUUGGCCCAAUUCAUCAGAGGUUUGGCUGUGUAGAUGUAGCCUCAGCUAAUACUCACCCUAGUUAUGCUGCUUCUGGCAUUUCAGAGAAAUGUGGUUUAUGAGUGAGUGAGUUGUGACUUGUGAUGCCGAACAAGCGAAGAAGGAUCAAGUGCUGACCGAAGCAGAAGUGAAAGUUAGUUUGCUGCUUCUUGAAAUUCAGGGAAAUGUGUGUUCAGUCAAAUGUGUCGGCUUAAUCUAGAAAUAGCUGAGGCUCAGCAAUGAAUCAUAACCUUGUAUGGACAGAACGGGCCAAAGAUUUUGCACAAAUCUCAUGUACAUAAUGAGAUGUUAAAUCAAUAGUAAAGAGCUGCAACUAACAAUUAUUUUUAUUGUUGAUUGAUCCGUUGAUUAUUUCCUCGGUUAAUCGAUUGUUGUUUCUAGCUUCAAACAGUGUUCUGUGACCUCAUUUUCCUGUGAGAACAGCUCCUUUAUUCAGUUAUGGAAAAAAAAAUUCUCAGUUCUGAGUUUGUAUUAUUACAUCAUUAAUAUUGUAACUAUUCAAAUUCUGAGUUUUAAUAUCUUCUCCAAAAAACUCCAUGGUGCCCCUUUGAGAAGCUGGAAUACUAGGAUAAUUUAGACUUUUUUCCUCAAAAAUAACUUGAACCGAUAACCGAGAAUUUAUUUUUAUAGUUGAUUGAUUAAUUAAUAAAUUAUGUGGUAGUAGUGAGAGGGCUUGAAUUGAGAUGCAAAAGUGGUAUUUACUACACUAAAUGUCAAGUUUGAUGUCACUUGAAAAAAUGAACUUUUGCAAUGUAGCCAUUCGCUGCGGCAUCUGUUGAAACUGAAAUCCAGCUGUGACAAAGACAUCGGUGUGCGAUGAUCUUAUCGACCUUCAUGUGUAUUUGAAAGCACUUGUCCGAAUGGUUCCUCCAUUUUCUGCAACAAAAGCAGCACGUGUGCAGCUGCUGAAUAUUUCAUAAUUCUUUUAUAAGCCCGUUUUUAAUUUAAAAAGCCCAUCUGAGCUAGGAUUAAUCUGUUGUUCACUAAGUAUUUGGCACUUUCUCACCAAAACAAUGCUAUUAUGUCAUAUACAUGUUCUGUAUGUUACCACAAAAGCUGUUUUUGGACUCGUCUCCAAGUAUUGUUGAGUCGUGAUGAAUGCACAUAAAAGCCAGCAGUUAACUCAAUUAACUCUUACUCUGUGCUGUCGCUCCACACACCAGGCAGUCAGUAUGAGGAAGCUGUUGAAUCCUCUGAUUUGUCUACAGUAAUGUCUGCAUGUCUUUACAUCAGCUGACAUGUUUAGGUAUGUGUAACGUUCCCAAAUCUUCUCUGAGCCUCCAACACAGAAGUUUGAUUUGUUAAAACAUGUGAAAGAAGCACAAACCUUCUCCCUGAUCCUACAGUGUUUGAUGGUUUUUAUACAUAGUUUAUUCUUUUUUUUUUUACACACUUUUAUUUGUGAUGGAUAUUUAUAGAUUUAACAGAGACUGUAGCAGCUUGCAUCAGUUCGUAUUGAUGGUUUACAUGAUCGUCCUAAUUAUGAAAAUGGAGACUUUGUUUUGUCUGUUGUGUCUUAAAUUUUGUAACUGUUUGAAACUGCCUUUGACAAUAACUGCACAAACUGCUGAUUUGAAAAUGUUAAAAAAUAAAUUAUUGUGAGUUUUCAACAGUUUGUCCUAUGUGUUAUAUAUCAUACUAUUUUAUCUUGCAGACAUUUUCAGUGACUUUGGACUCAAGAUGUUUGCAGGGCAGUGGUGAAAAAAAAUGGUGGGACUAGGUGUAUUAGGCACUAAGAUUCAUUGAGGCACUGGAAGGGCAACUUAUAAUGUUUUAUCUACCAUAGGGGCAUCCAAAGGUGCACUUUUGCCAUGUUUUUUUGGACAUGGGGGUACUUUCAGAAUCCACCAGUAAAACUGAACCAAACUGGAAGGCUUCAUUAUUUUCUUUAAACUUUAGGGCACUGUUGCGCAACCUGCCAUGGCUUUUAUUUAGAGCAACAUGUAGCGAAAGACCUCUCAACUGUCAUCAGACUUUCACCUUAAUAUUGCUAAAUCCUGCCUAGUGAGUGGAAAUAUCAUGUGACAUGGUUUUCCAAUGUGAUGUGUUGAAAACACCACUCACCCUGUCACAGGGCACUGUACCAUCAACACGAUUUUGAAGCUGUUGUUUUAGGGUGAAAAAGUUGCAAAUGUUGCUUUAAAAAAUGAAAACACUAAUAAGCAAGCACUCUGCAUGAGUCUUUCCCUUUGGAAGUCUCCUUUAAUAAAUGUUACAGUGUCACAAAACAAGUUUUGAACUCAACGACUAUAUUAUUCAGCUACACCAGGUAUGUAUAAAUGUAGACCAUCGUCUGUUUACUUAGCGAGGAAAUGAAUACAUGACCAAACCCAGAGAUACAGGGGUAUAAAACAACAUCUUGUCUCCUGUAUAAUGAAAAUUAAGCUCUUUAAUUAAGUCUUACUAUACAGUAAAUCCGAGGGCCCUAGUUUGAUGGCAGCAUCCAGUAAACUUUGCUCACAGAAAUUCUCAUUUGCAUAAAAAUACUCAUAAAAAUAUUUAUAACUUAGUUCGGAUCUUUUUCUUUUUGGAAAUUGACAUUAAAACAUAUGAUCAAAUUCUUAAACAAAUCUCAUUCAUAACCACACUGUGUUAAAGCUUUACAAUGUUUAUACAUUCAGGACGUAUAUUUAAAAAAAAAAAAAA
Molecule: messenger RNA, 5825 nt
Organism: Acanthopagrus latus (yellowfin seabream)
Lineage: Eukaryota; Metazoa; Chordata; Actinopteri; Spariformes; Sparidae
Gene: abhd8b
Product: abhydrolase domain containing 8b
Exons: 7
Coding region: 859-2322 (487 amino acids)
Molecular function (GO): catalytic activity
Source: RefSeq, a predicted model, not a curated record